Contarinia nasturtii (swede midge) is the source of this 1285-nucleotide messenger RNA. RefSeq lists its product as uncharacterized. The transcript has 2 exons. Bases 84 to 1235 code for a protein of 383 amino acids. The record is from RefSeq and is a predicted model, not a curated record. Gene Ontology annotation, molecular function: oxidoreductase activity, acting on the aldehyde or oxo group of donors, NAD or NADP as acceptor. Lineage: Eukaryota; Metazoa; Arthropoda; Insecta; Diptera; Cecidomyiidae.
AGAAAUGUCACUUCAGUUUAUAUCAGUUCACUGUUUGCAUGUGAAUAUUCCACAAGUUGUUCAACAAAAACAAAUUUCAAAUUAUGAGCAGUUCAAGUGAUUUUUAUUGGAAAACGGUGAACGAAAUGUUACGUAAAGAUCAAAUUGAUUUUAAUCAACCAAUAUCGACGUCAAGUGAAAAAUUGCCGGUACUAAGGUUAACAUUUAAAGAUUCCGAGUGUUUGAAUGAACGUGUACAAUUUGCAUUGAAAAAUUUCAAAGAGAUUGCCCGGCUGGAAUAUGAGUUAAACAAGGCACAACCAGAAAAAAUUACAUUAAAACAUUUAAAAUGGGCACAAAUUUUCAUUGAGUCAGCUAAGGAGGCUUUAAAGAAAGAGAAUAUAUUACCAAUUUUGAAUGCCCAAAGCGAUGUAUCAGUUGGAGAAUUUUUAUUGGAAUGUCAUUUAUUGGCACAACAAAAUUCAACUGGUGGAUUUUCAAUUCAAACUGAUGCCAAACGAAAAGAAUUAGUUUCAUAUUUGCUUGGUAAAAAUUUCACUGAAGAACUUUCUACGUUGACUCCAACCCCAUCAACAUUCGCAGAAAGCUCGCAAAUCAUUUUUGAUUCAGCAGAUGUGACAUCUGCUAUUGAUGCGUUGAUUUCGAAUCUUUCGGAUCGAACCCGGUCACCGUGGCGUAUUGGAUCGGUCUAUGUUCAAGAAUCGCUUCGAAAUAAGAUGUUAGAUUUAUUGACUGAAGAACGCUUGAACGCAGCAACAAAUGGUACAAAUGAAAGAAAACAACCGAAUGGAGAAGAUUUGGCCAAGAAAUUUGGCGGAAAAUUGAUUUGUAAUAAAAAUGGAACCAUUUGUCUAUUGAUCGAUGUUCCGCCGAAAUAUAUUCAAUUUACCGACACACCAUUCAACCAAAUUCCAAUCCCAGUCAAUUUUUUCCGUACAACCAAAGAAGCCAUUCAGCUGGUAAAAUCAACGGCCGCAUCAAUAUGGACAGAAAAUAUUGAAAUUUUCUACGAAGUGGCAACUGAACUCAACGCCACAAUCGUUUGGAGCAAUGCUCUUGGUAUGUUUGAUAAAAUUAUGCCAUCACUCAAUAUCAGGUUGGACUCGAAGCAAUCCAUGAAAAGUGCGUCAUCAGUAAUAAACGCCAAGGAAAAGUACGUUGUUCAUGUGUUGGAUGCUACAAAUAAUACUCAAAAAUAUCUUUAUAUUUCAUACGGGAAAACAUUUGCAAAUUAAUCCUGAUAUUUUUUUCCAAUUGUUGAAAUAAAUAGAAAUUGAAACUGAAA